Schizophyllum commune H4-8 is the source of this 1633-nucleotide messenger RNA. Its product is annotated as MFS general substrate transporter. The coding region runs from base 122 to 1594 and encodes 490 amino acids. Gene Ontology annotation, biological process: transmembrane transport. The transcript is spliced from 10 exons. The record is from RefSeq and is a predicted model, not a curated record. Lineage: Eukaryota; Fungi; Basidiomycota; Agaricomycetes; Agaricales; Schizophyllaceae. Gene Ontology annotation, molecular function: transmembrane transporter activity. Gene Ontology annotation, cellular component: fungal-type vacuole membrane.
ACUACCAGCUCUUUUCGCUCUAUCAGUCGCCAUGCCCUUGUCCAGUGUACAUGCUGGAGGGUCCUCCAGCGCGGUACUGACCAGCAAAGGUCACGUUGAAUUUCAGAGCACGAGCAACGAGAUGAUCAAACCCGAGGGCAAGGCGGAGGCCAUCGAACUCACCAUUCGUGUGCCGCAGACGCCGUUCAGUCCGGCGGUGGGCACGGUGUCGGUCCCCGGAGGUGACACGGACCUGGGUAGGAUGUCACGUACGACGACCACGGCCUCCCAAGUCAGUGUCGUAUCCGAGCUCCCGCCCGUUGACCGAGGCUUCGGCGCCUGGUCCUUUCUCGCCGCCGCCUUCAUGGUCGAAACGAUCGUCUGGGGUUUCCCAACCGCAUACGGAACGCUGCUUGAAGCAUACCUCGCUGAUCCUCAGUACAAUUCUCAGCCCGGUGCAACCUCUCAACUGGCGCUUAUCGGGCCGCUGAUUUCUGGGGUUAUGCAUUGCUCGUCACCUCUGAUUAAUCCCAUGUUGUACCGAUACCCACGAUGUGGGCGUCCUCUGUGUUGGGCUGGAAUGGCGCUCUGCGCUGUCAGUCUCUUCGCGUCAAGCUACGCAAAGACGGUGCCACAGCUGCUUGCGCUUCAGGGCGUGAUUUAUUCGAUCGGCGGAUCGCUCUUCUACGCGCCCAUCAUCUUCUACAUGUCCCAAUGGUUUUUGGAUAGGCGAGGCAUUGCUAAUGGUGUAAUCUUUGCCGGAACCUCCGUCGGCGGCGUCGCCUUACCUCUCGCAUUCCCGCCACUCAUCGCCCGCUUCGGCAUCCCGACCUCUCUGCGCAUCUUCGCCGGGCUGACGCUCGCCAUCCUGCUCCCCUUCCUCCCAUUCGUCAAAGGCCGACUUCCCGAGACGCAUACCCAGGUUCGCGGCCCGGAACCGCGGAACAGGAAGGAGUGGUGGAAGGAGGCUUCGUUUUUGCUCCUGCUUGCGACGAAUAUGCUGCAUGCGUUUGGGUAUUUCGUGCCGACGCUUUGGUUGCCGACUUUUGCGAGCGCGCUCGACCUUAGUGCGAGCAAGUCGUCGCUCACUUUGGCGCUGCUGAAUGGCGCCGCCACCUUCGGACGUCUCGCGACCGGUCUCCUCUCCGACCGCUUCGAGCCUUGGGGUAUCGCCGUUGGCAUGCUCGCACUGACCGCGGCUGCCUCUUUUAUUUUCUGGGGUGUCCUGUCGCACACUUUCCCCGGCCUCAUCAUGUUCAGCGUGCUUUUUGGUAUCAUCUCGUCGGGGUGGACGACGCUGUGGACGGGUUUUGUAAGGCCUAUCGCAAAGGACGACCCGAACCUAGCGACGACGCUCUUUGGAUGGCUCCUGCUCACGCGAGGAGUUGCUAACGUCCUAUCCACGCCGAUUUCGACGGCGCUUGAGACGCCAGGGACUACAUCCAGCAGUGGCAAUACAAUUACCCUGGGCUUCCAGGUCGCAGGCGGGCGGUUUGAGAAGAUGAUUGUGUUCACGGGGGCGUGCUUCGUUGGUGCGGUAGUCGUGGUGAGUCUGGGAUGGGGACUGGAGGUGAGGAAGCGGCUGCGGGGGACGGGGUCUGGAAUGGAGUUUUAGUAGAGCUCGAGUGCUAGCUACGAUCCUGGUGUUUGGGCG